UUAUUUUCUUUUUAGGUCCCGGAUUGUGAUAUUGGUGACAGUCGGAACACAAUAGAAGCCGUACGUUUCGUUUUAGCUUUUUCAAAUUGCUCGAGCAUUGGCUCAACUUCAAAAACGGGACUCAACCAACCUACUUCUCAUAACAGACAUUAGAGUAAGCUCUAAUUUACUGGAUAUCUAACGUCAAACUGAUAGAUUGGCCUAUUUCGCUUCGAAUAUCGAGGCCACGUGCAGGUUCCGUAUAUUGAUCCCAAUGUUUCGUGCCGGAUUAGAUUUGUGUGCCGGUUUAAUGUGUGUACUUCUUCUGUAUUUGUCGACAUGCCCGCAGCACGCGUGUCAAAUAUCCUACGAUCGGGGUGUAUUACUAAUGCGACACGUGUGCGUACAAUUUAAUAUGCAACGAAUGCGAAAAACACUGCACGGAAUUGGUACUGCAGUGCAACGUUCAACAAGCUAGGCUAGUGAGAGUCACACGUCUAUUUGUAGAUGGUUUGAUUUUCGUUUUUGUGAAAAGGCUGACCAUGAUCUCCAUGAAAGGUCGCUAUACGGCGCGUGAGCUGAAAAGAAAGAGCUAAACAGCGAAAUCGGAUUACAAUGGCACAAGGUGCUCAAAAUAUAGUCGGCCUUCUUAGCUGUCUGGUGGUACAACUUGUGGUUUCAACGCACUUCCAUUAUGGCGGACAUAACGGAAGCGCACAGCUACAACUUUCAAAUCUGUUCGGUACGGCGGAUAACAUGGGCUUGCCAUUUAAUGAUACUCUUCGCUUGUUACGAUCUGACAAUGAUACGGAUUCCUUAAAUGGAACACCGAUAUUGAGUUACGCCGCCUAUCCACUUGUUGCAGUGGUCCACUACAAGAUAAGCACCUUACGUAACCUGUUAACAAUCCCAUUCCGAUUGCUUACGUUACCCGUGGAUGUGGCUCGUGCUGUUUGGAGAACAAAGGAAGCACUUCAGAGGCCUGUCGACGCGACAAUGUUGGGUCAACUGCACGACGAUCUACACAAACUAAAUGCCACUUCCUUGCCCAAAAAAGAUAGCUCGUAGAAAGCUUGUCGAUCGAAUAACCCAGUCAUCAAAACACCUUAUAUUUGGAUUAUCACUUAUGUUGGGGUAUUUUUAGUCAUUAGAACUCUUAAUGGGUUCAUAAGAAUCGGAUUCCAAAUUAGCCAAGAUUUAACAGUUCUUGUCAUAUAUCUGCAUCUGAUAGAUGCGGAGAAAAGCAACUCAUACCAAGAAUAUCAGUUUAUAGUAAAUCGAUUUUGAUAUAUAUGAUGUGCCUAUAGCACUGCAUCUGUAGGCGGUGAGUCGACCUAAUGGAAACCAAAACAUCUAUUUCAAACUCAGCUAUGAAUCCACCUGGUAUAUAUGUAUAUUCAGAUGUAUCCCCACAGGGAACGUCUAAUUUAUAAAUAAA
This is a messenger RNA of Varroa destructor (honeybee mite), 1417 nucleotides long. RefSeq lists its product as uncharacterized. The record is from RefSeq and is a predicted model, not a curated record. Lineage: Eukaryota; Metazoa; Arthropoda; Arachnida; Mesostigmata; Varroidae.